AUGCGCGGGAUCUGCAAGCAGCUCAUUGGCAAGAUCAAGCGCGACGCCAUCGCAGUGUCUCUCACAAAGGGCAUGCGCGUGCGCACCGACGGCCCGCAGCUGAUCAGCCAGAUGGUGUCAAAGUACCUGAAUAUCGACUGCAGCGUGCUGAUGGGGGCCAACAUCGCCAAAGACAUCGGCGCUGAGCAGGCAAGGCGCAGGGGGGUGCUGUCGGAGGCCGUCAUUGGUUUUGCCAGCCUGGAGAACGCCCUGGUGCUCAAGAAGCUCUUCCAGACCAAGUACUUCAGAAUAUCCCUCCUGCCAGACGUGGCUGGCGCUGAAAUGUGUGGCACCCUCAAGAACAUAGUGGCCCUGGCCGCCGGCUUCGUGGACGGCCUGGGCCUGGGUCCCAACUCAAAGGCCACCAUCAUGCGGCAGGGGCUGAUCGAGAUGAGGGCCUUCUCAAAGGCCCUGUACCCUACGAUCCGCGAUGAGACGUUCUUUGAGCCCUGCGGCAUGGCGGACCUCAUAGCCACCUGCUACGGCGGCCGCAACCGCCUCGUGGCCGAGGCCUUCACCAAGGCCGCCAUGGCGGGCGCGCCCAAGUCGUUUGAUGCGCUGGAGGCGGAGCUGCUGAAUGGGCAGAAGCUGCAGGGGGUGCUGACCAGCAACGAGGUGCAGGAAAUUCUCAAGGCCAGGGAUUGGGAAGCGGACUACCCUCUGUUUACGACAGUCAACCGCAUCGUCAGCGGCGCGGUUCCACCGUCGGCGGUGACGGAUUUUAUGACGGUGGGCUCGGAGCCGCAGGAGGGCCCGGCCGUGGAUGCGAACGGCAUCCCGGUCGCGCCCGCCAAGAAGCGCACCCCGCCGCUGCUUUCGUCGACCUGA
Messenger RNA from Monoraphidium neglectum, 867 nucleotides. Its product is annotated as glycerol-3-phosphate dehydrogenase(NAD+). Gene Ontology annotation, cellular component: glycerol-3-phosphate dehydrogenase (FAD) complex; cytosol. Lineage: Eukaryota; Viridiplantae; Chlorophyta; Chlorophyceae; Sphaeropleales; Selenastraceae. Gene Ontology annotation, biological process: carbohydrate metabolic process; glycerol-3-phosphate catabolic process. The transcript has 9 exons. The record is from RefSeq and is a predicted model, not a curated record. The coding region runs from base 1 to 867 and encodes 288 amino acids. Gene Ontology annotation, molecular function: NAD binding; glycerol-3-phosphate dehydrogenase [NAD(P)+] activity.